Messenger RNA from Diabrotica balteata, 610 nucleotides. NCBI's taxonomy places the organism in Eukaryota, Metazoa, Arthropoda, Insecta, Coleoptera, Chrysomelidae. The record is from the annotation of a GenBank genome assembly.
GUGAAUGGUGGUUGCAUAACAUUAAAGGAGUUAUUUUGUACGUCAAAAUCAAAGAAAACUUCAUUUUUCGUCUCAUUUGACUUUCAUUGUCAAAAGACUUUUUUUCUUAAGUACAAGAAAAGCCCUAAUAAUGUCUGCCCUUCCAGCUCCAGUUCGUGUUUCUCCUUUAAUCAAGUUCGGAAGAUGGAGUUUUCUUGCUUUGGGAGUUGCUUAUGGAGCCUUCCACCAAAAUAGGCUCUCCAAAAAGGAAGCAGGCAUUAGAGAGGUAGAAAAUAAAAUUAAGGCAGAACGUGAUGUUAAACUUGCCGCUGAAAAGAAAGCUGCUGCGGAAAAAGAAAUUAAGGAAUUGGAAGCUCUAGCAAGAUAGGUUACUAAGUUUAAUAUUACAGUUUUGUGUCAAGUGUAGUGUAAUAAAUACAGCCAUUUUUUGUUAAUAUUGUCUUUACUAUCCUUAGACAGUGAUUUAAAAGACCUAUUGUUAUGAUAGAUAACUAAAGAAUCCUUAAUUUAUGUGAUCAUAAAAUGGUGAAACUAUUAUAUCAACAAUUUCAAUAAUAAAACCAGAGUUUUAUUUCAUUUUGUUAAGUACUUAAAUUGUAAAAUGUUCACC